GAAGUCACGUGAAGAAAGAGAGGAAACGCAGCAGAUGGGUUUAUUCAUAGGGCAAAACAAGUGAACAUGACUACUAGCACUCUGACACAGGGUCUGGAGAGGAUCCCUGAUCAACUGGGUUAUUUGGUGAUCAGUGAGGAUGGCGUAUUGGCGUCUGCGGGAGAGCUGGAGAAUGAUGAGCACACAGCGGGGGUCAUAAUGCAGAUGGUGCGGACAGCAUGCCGCUUCAGACUGCAGGGUGCUGCUGAGCCGCCCUUCAAACGCAUGUCAGUCAUGCUAGAGGACUAUGUGUACACAGUGACCGUGUCUGGUCAGAAGGUAUUUGUGGUGAAACGUCAAAACAACCAUAGGGAACCUGUAGUGGUGUAGAACCGUGUAGUGAAGAUGGGUUGGGAGGAUGAAGGCCACCACUCCAAUCAACGCACUCACACAGGACACGGACUCAGUAAUCCACUGAACUGUUCCGUUCCUAGUUCUAUAAGGUUUCAGAACAACAAAUACUGAACAAAAAUAUAAAUGCAACAUGCAACAGUUUCAGAGAUUUUACUGAGUUAAAGUUCAUAGAAGGAAAUCAGUCAAUUGAAAUAAAUUCAUUAGGCCCUAAUUUAUGGAUUUCACAACUGGACAGGGGUGCAGCCUGGGAUGCCAGGCCCAUCCAAUCAGAAUACGUUUUUCCUCAAAAAAUGGCUUUAUUACAGACGGAAAUACUCCUCAGCACCCCCCAUUCCCCUAUGUGAAGAAGCUGGAUGUGCAGGACCUGGGUUGGCGUGGUUACA
Molecule: messenger RNA, 776 nt
Organism: Salvelinus namaycush (lake trout)
Lineage: Eukaryota; Metazoa; Chordata; Actinopteri; Salmoniformes; Salmonidae
Product: ragulator complex protein LAMTOR4-like
Exons: 4
Coding region: 67-369 (100 amino acids)
Biological process (GO): positive regulation of TOR signaling; cellular response to amino acid stimulus
Cellular component (GO): lysosome; Ragulator complex
Molecular function (GO): guanyl-nucleotide exchange factor activity
Source: RefSeq, a predicted model, not a curated record